Hibiscus syriacus is the source of this 633-nucleotide messenger RNA. Its product is annotated as NADH-ubiquinone oxidoreductase 20.9 kDa subunit-like. Lineage: Eukaryota; Viridiplantae; Streptophyta; Magnoliopsida; Malvales; Malvaceae. The record is from RefSeq and is a predicted model, not a curated record. The transcript has 2 exons. Bases 107 to 424 code for a protein of 105 amino acids.
CAACAGAAACAGCUACGGGGUGUUCUGUUGUGUUUCCCCAAUCUAAGUGAAGUCGUCGAAGUUGAGCAACAACCGUAGCAUAAUCGAAAGAAGCGAAGAACCACAGAUGAACACGGACAUCACAGCUUCAGCUAAACCAGAGUACCCGGUCAUAGAUCGGAAUCCUCCCUUCACCAAGGUCUGCGGCAAUUUCAACACCCUCGAUUACCUCCGUUUCGUUACCAUCACCGGCGUUUCCGUCACCGUCGGCUACCUCUCCGGUAUAAAGCCGGGACUGAAAGGGCCAUCAAUGGUGACAGGAGGGCUGAUAGGAUUAAUGGGUGGCUUUAUGUACGCCUACCAGAACUCGGCUGGUCGACUCAUGGGAUUUUUCCCUAAUGAUGGUGAGGUCGAUCAGUACCAGAAACGGGGAUUCAACAAGUAACUCCUUUUUGUUAUAAUCAAAGACAUUUUGGAUGACUUAAAUGAUUUUCAAUAAUCAGAUUGUUUCUGCUCAUGUCUCUUUGUCUUGCUGCUGUAUUCAAAGAGGCUUUUGAAAAGUAACUUAUGGGUCUAAGUUCCCAAUGAAUUGUAGUAGUAUCUUUGCUUCGUUGUUAUUGAAUUAUUUUGAGAAUGCACCCCUUUUUUUCUUGA